This is a messenger RNA of Aureobasidium subglaciale EXF-2481, 951 nucleotides long. RefSeq lists its product as uncharacterized. The transcript has 2 exons. NCBI's taxonomy places the organism in Eukaryota, Fungi, Ascomycota, Dothideomycetes, Dothideales, Saccotheciaceae. The coding region runs from base 1 to 951 and encodes 316 amino acids. Gene Ontology annotation, molecular function: catalytic activity; magnesium ion binding. The record is from RefSeq and is a predicted model, not a curated record. Gene Ontology annotation, biological process: oxaloacetate metabolic process.
AUGGCGGCCUCUCCAAUUGUACGUCGGGCGCUUCUCUAUGUGCCCGGCUCGUCAACGCGCUUCCUCGAAAAGUCACGAGGCGUGGCCGUCGAUACAAUCUGCUACGAUCUAGAAGACUCGGUCACUCCAGGAAAGAAGGCAGAAGCACGCUCAAACCUACAAUCCAUUCUAUCUCGAGAGCGAGUAUCUGGGAUCAGAGAGCAAGCCGUACGCAUAAACUCGGUCGACAGUGGCUACGCCCUCGACGACCUGACCCAAGUCCUCAAAGCACCCAAUCUCGACGCUCUUGUCAUCCCAAAAGUCAACAGUGCCUCCGACCUGCAUUUCGUCACUGAUGUUAUCCGUCACGCCCUUCCUGAUCGACAUGGUCCUGAUGCCAAAUCUCCCAUCCGCUUGAUCGCUUUGAUCGAGUCGGCACGAGCAGUCAUGCAUCUGUCUGCCAUCUGCAAAGCCUCGCCAUACCUGAGUGGUCUCAUCUUUGCUGCAGAGGACUUUGCACUCGAUCUUAGCAUCACGCGUACACCAGACUUGAACGAGUUCUUGUAUGCGCGUUCGGCCAUUGCGACAGCAGCCAGAGCAUUCAAUCUGCCUUCGACAAUAGAUCUGGUCACAACCUCGUUCCGCGGCAACGAGGGCCAGCAGGUACUCAAAGAGGAGAGUGAGGGCGGUAAGAGGAUGGGAUACAAUGGAAAGCAAUGCAUCCAUCCUAGUCAAGUCGACUUGGUCCAGAACAUCUUCAGCCCUAGCCAGGCAGAGGUGGAUUAUGCCGUUAGGGUGGUGAUAGCAGACGGCAAAGCAGAUGCCCAAGGUCGCGGAGCUUGGACGCUGGACGGUAAAAUGAUUGACGUGCCAGUGGUCGGCAAGGCCAAAGCACUGGUCAAGAAGGCAGAGCUCUGUGGAGUCGACGUCGCAUCUGUUAGAGAGAAGUUCAAAGACCAAGAACCAGAGUAA